Glycine soja is the source of this 1756-nucleotide messenger RNA. RefSeq names its product transmembrane protein 64-like. NCBI's taxonomy places the organism in Eukaryota, Viridiplantae, Streptophyta, Magnoliopsida, Fabales, Fabaceae. The coding region runs from base 523 to 1431 and encodes 302 amino acids. The transcript has 4 exons. The record is from RefSeq and is a predicted model, not a curated record.
GUGAGGUCCACGUAGUAGUAACGGCAAAGAAACCAAACUCCACGCCUCCUCCUUUGAAAGUAAUCAAUCCAUCAUCGAUCGAUGCCGUUGCAACACCCGUCACUCCAAAGCCGCGUGUCGUUCUAGAGCGAAACGGCAGCGUUUCGAGCAGGUGAUUUUAUUGCAGUGCCUCAACUCGAUUAGAUCAACUCACCUGGAUGCUGGGUGGGAACAGAAGAGAAAAACCGAAAUAGAAACAUAAAAAGUAGCUGCCAAUUUCACGUUCUCAUUCUCCGAAUUAAAACCUCAUUCCUCAAUCCGCAAGUUUCUCGUGACCCUUCUCAUCAUCAUCCUCCUCCUCUUCGUCGUCUUCGUGCCCUAAUCGGUUCUCACGUUGCGGGUGCAGAUGAUUGAUCGAUUGAUUGGGCUAUAAAACGCUGCCACCGACCAUGAUCAACCAUUCAUAAUCCAAAAAGAAAAAAAAAUUCUUGUUGUGUGGUGGGUUUUUUUUUUUUUGGAUUGUUUUGUUUUUUGCAUUUCCCGAUGACGUAUUACGAGACUGAUGGUGGUGGUCGGAGAGAAGAGGUCGUGCCGGACGUUACCCUCACAAUCCAAUCCGAUGAUGGCAAUGGGGACUAUGUGAAACUGAGGGCCAACGCCGACGACGGUUCUCCUCCGGGUGCGGCGGCGGAGCUUUCUCCGCCGACGCUAAGAGCCGCCGUGUGGUAUUGGGUGAAAUUGGUGGUGUUGUUUCUAUUCCUGGGGUUUUUGGCUGUGGUUGUGCUCGUCUGGGUCGGACCCUAUUUCAUAGACAAGGAGAUUAUUCCGAUUAUAAAUUGGGAGACAGAGACUUUCAGUACUCCAGUGUUAACUGUUUUGGUGUUUGCAUCUGUGGCAAUAUUCCCAACCCUACUUUUGCCAUCUACACCUUCCAUGUGGGUGGCUGGAAUGACAUUUGGUUAUGGCUUUGGGUUCUUGCUAAUUAUAUCUGCAGCAGCUAUUGGUGUAUCACUCCCUUUUGUCAUCGGCAAACUCUUCCACCAUAAAAUUGAAGGGUGGCUGGAGAAGUAUCCGAAAAAAGCUUCUAUUCUAAGAUCUGCUGGUGGAGGGAGCUGGUUUCAUCAGUUCCGGGCUGUUGCCUUUAUCAGAAUUUCCCCAUUCCCAUACUUAAUCUUCAACUAUUGUGCUGUGGCAACAAAUGUUAAGUAUGGGCCUUAUAUAGUUGGGUCCUUGGUAGGAAUGGUGCCGGAAAUAUUUGUUGCAAUCUAUACUGGAAUAUUGAUUCGGACAUUAGCUGAUGCUUCAUAUGAAAAGCAUUCUCUAUCUGCCCCACAAAUUAUUCUCAAUGUGGCAGGCUUCUGUAUAACGGUGGCGACAACCAUCUUUUUCACAGCUUAUGCUAGGAGACGGCUUGAUGAGUUACAAAGGGAGGAGGAUCCAUUGUUGCAGUAGUCCAGAAAUUUUAGUCUGGCUUCGUUCAUUGUUUCCUUAUAUGAAAUUGCUUUUAUGAGGAAACAUUAUUCCAUGGGAAGAGUUGACCGUCAAAUGUAUUAUAACUAGUGGGAUGGGUUGACCAAGGAAAGGAUAUUGGAGGAACAAGCUAACAUGGCCAACACCUAUUUUUAGUUCAGCAUUUCCAUUCCUUGUUUCCUUAUAUUGUUUACAGAAAUUGUUUUAUUUGUUAGCGCUUCUAUCUCAUUUAUCAUUGUAUAUGAAUGAAAUUCCCGAUUUAUAUAGCAUUUGAAUCCAAUGCCUCAAUAUUUGUUGACUUGCUACA